AUGAUACAGUCGUCAACCCCUGUGACCCGCACGAUCUUCAUACGGACAUAUGUUCUUAACGAUACUGCAAUGAAUGCCAGAAUAAAGAAUGGGAUAAUCAUCCCCAGAAUGAAAGGAAGGUUUGACUCUGCUGCUCUGGCUGCGAAAUCUACUGGACUGAGUGUUGGCUUAAAAGCUGUUCCUCCGGUUGCAAGCGCAGUGGCACGGCCAAUGGUCGACGACAUUGACGGUGACGCUCUUUGGGUCUGUUCAGGUAGACUUUGGAUCGAUGCGGAUUCCCUCAUCUGUCGCUGA
This is a messenger RNA of Cadophora gregata, 294 nucleotides long. RefSeq lists its product as uncharacterized. The transcript has a single exon. The record is from RefSeq and is a predicted model, not a curated record. Bases 1 to 294 code for a protein of 97 amino acids. NCBI's taxonomy places the organism in Eukaryota, Fungi, Ascomycota, Leotiomycetes, Helotiales, Ploettnerulaceae.